AAAGACAUUUUUAGGCUUACCAAACAUGUUCCUCUUCGUAGCAAUCGUCGCUGUAAUUCUGUUUAUAAUCUUUGUUCUGGACUGCGAUUUUAUUCUCAAAUUUUACGAGAAGUUUGGCGCUAAACCAGAAGAGAAACUUCGCGGUAAAGUAGUUUGGAUCACCGGAGCGUCUAGUGGUAUCGGGGAAAAUCUAGCUUACGAGCUGACAAAAUGCGGCUGCAAACUGGUGUUGUCUGCAAGAAGAAAGGAAGAACUAGAAAGGGUAAAGGAGCAAUGCAUUGACCUUGCAAGGGAGAGGUCACUUGUUCUUGAUAUCUUAGUUCUUCCACUGGAUGUCACAGAUUAUGACUCGCACAAGGACCAUGUCCAAGCUGUUAUGAAUCACUUUCAGAGGAUUGAUGUUCUGGUCAACAACAGUGGUCGAUCGCAGCGUGGUCUUGUUCUGGACACUCCCGGUGUGGAGGUGGACAAAGCAAUGCUAACUGUUAAUGUCCUUGGACAAAUUUCAUUAACCAAGGCAGUAUUACCACACAUUAUCAAGCAGAAAGCAGGACAGAUCAUAGUUACAAGCAGUGUAGCUGGCAAAGUGGGUUCUCCAGGCCAAGCUACAUACAGUGCUACUAAACAUGCUAUUCAGGGUUACUACAACACGUUAAGAAUGGAGGUGAAUGAACAUGGUAUUGGUGUGACACUGGUGUGUCCAGGUCCUGUUCAAACAGAGGUUGUAGCAAAUGCAUUCACUGAAGAUGUCAACAAGCAAUUUAAAGAGAAAGCAUCAGUUCAACGGGACAGCAAAAGAAUGCAACCAGCAAGAUGUGCUCACCUCAUGACUGUAGCAAUGGCUAACAGGCUUGAUGAAGUGUGGAUUUCUCCCAAUCCGAUCCUUCUAUUUAUCUACAUCAGUCAGUACUGUCCUGUGCUAUAUGAUUGGUUUGCCACACGUGUGGGUAUGAAACAGGUUCGAAGGAUGCGAGAAGAGACAGAAUCAAGGAAAAAAGACUGACGAACAGAAAGCAGUCAACGAGUGAAAUACGAAUUUAACUACUGUUUGUAAUCGUGUUGUAUUCUUCUAAUCAAUCAAUAAAUAAACGAAUACUAUGUUUAAUUUUAA
Stylophora pistillata is the source of this 1111-nucleotide messenger RNA. Its product is annotated as dehydrogenase/reductase SDR family member 7. NCBI's taxonomy places the organism in Eukaryota, Metazoa, Cnidaria, Anthozoa, Scleractinia, Pocilloporidae. The record is from RefSeq and is a predicted model, not a curated record. Gene Ontology annotation, molecular function: oxidoreductase activity.